AACACCUCAACAUCUCUAAAAUGUAGACAAUCAUUUUCAUCAUUUCUCUUGAACAGCAUUUGUGAUAAAAUCGUUUUCUAGUCAUUCUCAUUUCUAUUCACCAUCAUUAACCAUCAACAUUGAAAGUGUUCAUUAGCUAAACAAUUAACUGUAAUUUUGUUUUUCUUUUCCUCUGUUAAUCUCCAACCGGUAGAUUAUCCCAAAUGGAAAACAAAUCUCGCCUUUAAACCUUUCAAAUUGCAUUUUCUUACUUUAUUUUCCUUUGUGUUUGUUAUUGUUUAUUUUUUCAUUUUCUAAUUUCUAAUUAAUUCACCAUUUAACUGUGGAUAAUUUAUCAUCAUCUUAAUGAUAUCCAUCGUUUAAUUAUUCUCUUGAUUGUUUUUCCAAUUGCGAAAUAAUCGAAUCUCUGUUUUUCUCAUUCUAAUUGUGGAAAUAUUUUCUAUUCUCCUGAGUGAUAAUUAGCAACCAUUUUCUCCAAUUUAUAAUUACAAUUUGUGAUUUAUUGCGUAUUCGUAAUGGCGAAAUAUCCUCAACAAUUUAAAUUAAAUUCCAAUUUAAAACUGCAAAUGAAGAGAAAAGUGUUCACCUUCACUCGAUUAUUUUAAUAUCUUCUUCGUCUUCAUCAUCUUCUUCAUCUGUUGUUGUUGUUAUUGAAUCUUCUUCUUCUCUCUCUCAUCAUUUUCUUCACUUGUCUAAUUUUCUCUAUUCAAUUUAAUCAUCACUGAUUCUCUCAAGUCAAUCAAUCAUCAAUCGGAUUCUUUUUCUACGAGAGAGAGAGAAAGAAAAUAAUAAAAAUAUUCUUUUUUUUUGUUCCAUCAACAGAUAAUCUUUUCUGAUUUUCUGCUUCACCCUGAUAAUCAUGUUGUUCAUCAGAAAACAAUCAUCUUCAAAUACUAACCAACAUCAUCUUCUCAAAGCAUCUUAUGGUUUCAUCAAAUUACAUUCAUUCUAAGUGAUUAUCUAAAUUUCAGUUAUCUAAGUUACUUUAAUCUCUAAUCUGUAAUCUUCAUCCUCAUCUUAAUCUUUGCUUCUCAAUAUAAUCUCAACAUCAAUUUUCCUCGUGUAUUCUUAUGGUUACUACUAAUCCAAGAUCUUUACUUGAUGGGUUAAUCGAUGAACCAGAUUCGAUAGAGAAACUUAAAUAUCCUCAACUCUUUUAUAUUGAUCAGUUUAAAUGGAAUCAAUUCUAUCAAACAUAUGAUGAUGAUACAAUUUCUAUUGAUAUUAAUCAUCAUUGAGCAGAGAUAACAUCGAGAAUCAGCUCCUCAAUCAAGUGUUUCCUUCUCUCUCUCUCUCUCUCUUUUCAUUAUUUUUUUUUCUAUUCUAAAAUUGUGUCUCAUCAAAAUGUGUAAAUAAUUUACUUCAGUUACUAUUUUAUUGAUAGUGAAUAUUUUUCAUAUAUGUGAUGCCGGUGAAUGUUAUUAAUCACCUGAGAAAUAAUCAACUAAAUGCCAGGUAUCAUUGUGUUCAAAAGACGUUGGAGUAUUGGCUCUGAUGAUCUAAUUGUACCUGCACUUAUCCUGUUCACUGUUCAUAUUGUCUGGUUAAUUGUUCUUUCAUUGAUUCUGGUAUCCGGAGAGAAAAGAGAAUGGCGUUUACAAUGUAUGAUCGAUUUACACGAACAUAUUAUCGGCUAUGCCAUCAUCCUAAUCGGCUGUCUAAUUGUCGAGCUCUUUAUUGCUUGGGUCAGUUCAAGAGGAACCAUUUUGGAUACCGAACCUCGAUCAUCAAUGCAGUACCUUCUCUAUGUAAGAUUAGGGAUUCUGGUGAUUGAAAUUUUCUGGCUCAUCAUGGGAAUCUACUGGAUUAGACAGCACUAUGAUUCCUGUACACCAGGAUUUCCCAGAGAUGCCAUUCUAGUUAUCAUCAUAUGCAAUUUUUGUAUAAUUGCUUCAGUUUUUAUCACAAUUUGGUGCACCUUUGAUACUGCUGGACGUUCAUGGGUCAAGAUGCAACGAUAUCAGAAUAGCCUCAAGGAUGGACAAAGCAAAUACAGGUACAAGAGAUCGGGUAACUCUCAUCGUAAUUGGCGUCACAGGCAAACUCCUGAGCUUUUAGAUCUGAAAAGGAAAGCGAUGAGACAAUAUCAGGAUAGUUGGAAUCGUCGGUGUGAAUUAUUAUUUUGUUGCCUUGGUAAAUCUGAUAGGCGUCAGAAUUCUUUUACAGAAAUUGCCAAAUUAUUAUCAGAAUUUUUUCGUGAUUUGGACGUGGUGCCUUCCGAUGUGAUCGCAGGUCUCAUAUUGACUCGACGACAGCAGAAAAAUCAAAGUUCAUUGGUUGUUCGUGAAGAAGCCAAUAAAACUUAUCAAUUCCUUUCCGGGUUACCCAUAAGUCCGGAAACGCGAUUCUUGGAUGUGACCCACUAUGCGGUUGUCCAAGACAUUAGAACACUAAUACAUUAUCUUCAUUAUGCCAUAGCGAUUUACGGUUGGCCCAUUUAUCUGAUGGAAAACAAAGCGUUCGGAUGUUUUCAGCUUUGUCCUUAUUUAAGAUGUUCAACUUGCUUUUCAUCACCAAAUUCAUCCUCAUCCUCAUCAUGUUUCAAUCCCUUUUGUUGCUGUCCACUACUAAAUCGUUCAACGUCAACGGUAACUGUAACUACUACGACAACAACAACGGUCACCAAUCAAAUUGAACGUAAAUUAUCAGCCUCAUCGACAAGUCCUCGUCCCUCAACAACUUCACCCAUUUCUGAGCCCAUGAUAUUGGGUGAUAAUUGUUGUGGAUGUAAUUAUGCUGCUCUCCAAAAGAUUUGUCAAACUCAUAAUUUUGAAAUAAUUUACGCAACUUAUCAUGUUGAAAUCGCUGAGCCGCCGUUUUUUGUGGCCCUUGACUAUGAUAAACGGACCAUUGUUGUUACCAUUCGAGGUACUCUCUCCCUACAAGAUGUGAUCACUGACCUGAACGCUGAAGGUGACCUAUUACCGACCAAUCCUGUUCGUGAUAAUUGGCUUGGGCACAAGGGGAUGGUCGAAGCGGCUGUUUAUAUUAAGAAAAAGUUGACCGAUGAAAAAAUUUUGGAACAAGCGUUGACCCAUAAUCCCUGUAAAGGAACUCAUAAUUAUUCACUAGUCCUUGUUGGCCAUUCCUUGGGUGCGGGUACUGCGGCCAUUCUGGCCAUUCUACUUAAAGAAACUUAUCCCGAUCUAGUCUGUUACGCUUUCUCCCCGCCCGGUGGGCUACUCUCUUUACCCGCCGUUGAAUAUACUAAACAUUUCAUCACCUCAGUGGUUUUGGGCAAAGAUGUUGUUCCAAGAUUAGGAUUACAUCAAAUGGAAACAUUAAGAUUUGAUCUAAUUAACGUAAUCAAACAAUCAAAAGACCCAAAAUGGAAAACAAUUGGAAUGGGUUUCUGUUGUUGUACACUUGCAACGGAAACGGAAACACUCAAUUCCAAGGUAACAACGACUUCCCCUGAUGGUGUUAACAAUCAAAUUAAAGAUGAUGGCAGUGGUUUUGUUAUCAAGAAAAGUGUUAAACCUUCAAAUAGUUUAGUCGGUGUUGGUCAAGAUUUAAUUUCUCAUGAUGGUAAAAGUAAAAUUAAUACAAUUAAUUGUGAUGAUAUAACAUCAAUCACAGGAGGAGAAAAGGAGUUAUCAGCUCAUCCAGAUGAUUCCUCGAUCGCUUUAACUGUUCAUCAACCUCUUUACCCUCCGGGUAAAAUAAUUCAUAUCGUUCGUAAUCAUCCAGCAAAAGAAGAUGCUUCCAAAAACAACAAUUGGAGAAAAUUUGUCGGUAAAAAGGAUUCAGUUUAUCAAGCAUUGUGGGUGGAUAAUACUGAAUAUGAUCAGAUAAUUAUCUCACCAGUCAUGAUACAAGAUCAUAUGCCUGAUAAAGUUCUGGAAGCAUUGGAGAAACUGUUAAUCACCACUGGUCCACCAAAGCCGACCCGCCGUUUAACGGCAAAUAAUAUUGACCAUAUAUCACGUCCAUUGAUGACCUACCCAAGUGGGACAAUUACACCCGAUUCAUUAGACCGAACUCCAUCUCAUAGAGUUGUAUUGGAAACAUCGUUCACCGAUUUACAACCGGUGGGUUUGGACCUUGAUGAGCCCAGAUAUAUGCCCUCCUAUUCUUGUUCAAUCCUUGGUUCAACUGGUCGGUUCACCUCACGACCUCCGACCCUGUUAACUGCCCUACGGAAAAGUCGUAAAGUUGAUCUGAUUCGAGAUGAUUGGAUUGGAAUGGCUCCUUUAGCUACUCCUGAAGCCUUCAGUGAAUCUUCAAGUAUCUCUUCUCGAAGUGCCUGUAUCAAGGGUGGAAAUGGUAUUAAUAGUAUCGGUGGAGUGGGUGAAAGGUCAACUAUUGAUGGUAGAAUUAAUCUCAAUGUCAGUUCAUUGAAAUCUUAUUCUGUUCUUGAGCAAAUUGAUCAAACUUCUUAUUACUUGUCGAUUAAACCUUCAGCUUCUUCUGGUGGUCAAACUAAUUCAACCAAUGGUGAAGAGAUUAAUUCACGAGGAGAUGAUUAUGAAGAGGAAGAAGAGGAAGAGGUUAAAGGUGAUAGAAGAGAAGGUGAAAAUAGACGAUUAAUUGUUUCACCGGGAACAUCGAAUGUUUCAAGUAAUAAUUAUCAAUCCUCUUUAACUGAAUAUCAACCGUCAACUUCACCCACUUCACCACAAUUAACAUCACCGAUUUACAUUCCAUCACCGACAGGAAGUGGACUUGAUUUAGAUCCAAAUGCUUUAUUUGAUUCGCUAAUUGCUAAAUAUGAUAAUCGUAAUAAACAUGAUGAAAUUGAAAGUGGAUGUGGAUCAUCAACCAAUGGAUUCAAUUUAGAUCGUGAAGGUUGUUCAUCUGGAGCAUCAUUUAAAUCAAUCGAUACCACCAAUGGUCAACUUAAUGAUCUUAACCACUCGGAAGGAGGUGGAGGAAGAGGUGGAAAUAUUAUCAGAGAAGAGGAAACGGAAGAUGAUGAAGUGGAAAUUGAUCUGGAUGGUCGUCGAAUCUCAUCUCGAGCAAGUCUUCUUAGUGGAAUCAGAGAGCAUCGGAUUAACAUUGGAGAGAAUGACAAUUCAACCUAUUCGACUUCGAGUAAUUAUUGUCACAGUUUGAGUAGCAUGUCGGACUCUCAGUCAUCUAAUGAAAAUCUACCACCCCUUAGGCGAUCACACGAAGAGAUUAAUUUAAAUUGUCUUGAAGAUGAUGUUCAAGUUUUCCGUCAAGAAAUCAGGACUCACCCGACAACGGCCUCGCUACGAGCUAGUGAUCACCCUGACCUUUCACCCAAAUCUCGGUUACUCUUUCAAAAGUUAAAAGUAAUUGAAUCAUCAGCUGAUGAAUUACCUGCCUGUGAUGCCUUCCAAGCUUAAUUACUGUCUCAUCAUCAAAUUACUGCAUUUAAUUUAAUUCCUGAACCAUUUUUUUUAUAUUAAGAAUCAAUAAUGUUAAUUGUAUCACUAAUCACUGAUCAUAUUUGUCACUCAAGACAAGAACCAACAAUCAGGACCAAAAACAACAGAAAUCAAAAUUUAACCGAUGAAAAGCAAAAAUCGUUUACCUUAAAACUGAUCCAAUGAAGUGAACAACAAUUAACCAAAUUAAUCAGUUAAAUUAGUGAUUAAUUUAACUGGAAAAGCUCAAAAACCAAAUGUUUCUGAUUAUCUUCAUAAUCAAUAGCUGGAUUAACUCUCGUCCAACAACAAUUUAACAACCAUGAUAACUUCAAAGUCAUGAUACAGUUUAAAAUUCAAUUGUUAAUCAAUGAACACAAUUAAUUACAAUUAAGUCUCUAGUCCCUGAAAUUAUGCUCACUUUCACCUUCUCAACUCUGUUCUUAUCUUGUUAAUUAACAAUUAACUAAUUGAAUCAUCAUCAUGAUCAGUUAUCAAUUCCAUUGAUUAUAAUCAUCAUCAUGUAAAAAUUUAAUUGUUUACAAUUUUUGCUUCCUAACCAAUUGAAAAGUGAUUGAUAAAUUAACCAAUUUUUUUGUGAUCAAUUAUCAAUGAUAAUUAACUAAUUACUUCACUUUCAAUGGAGAUUAAUGAAGAGUCAACAAUUGAUAAUUAUCACUCUGGCAGCAUUUUAAUUUGGCAAACUGUUAAUCAACUUUUUCAACAAUUAACCAGCAUAAUUAAUUUUUCUUGUUCCAAUCAUCUGAUCAACUCAAUUACCUCCCUUCCGAUUGUAAUCAACAAAUAAAUUAUAUAUUUUUAUGAACUCCUGAAAAAAAAUCCUCCAUCCAUUGACACCUAAUUUCAUAACAAUUAACUGUAUCAUCUUAAUCAUUAAUAAAGUUUAUAUUCAAACAA
Molecule: messenger RNA, 6251 nt
Organism: Panonychus citri (citrus red mite)
Lineage: Eukaryota; Metazoa; Arthropoda; Arachnida; Trombidiformes; Tetranychidae
Gene: inaE
Product: diacylglycerol lipase-alpha-like
Exons: 8
Coding region: 1449-5312 (1287 amino acids)
Biological process (GO): lipid metabolic process
Cellular component (GO): dendrite membrane; postsynaptic membrane
Source: RefSeq, a predicted model, not a curated record